AGUAUCAGUAUCAGAGAGAGAGAUGGUUUUCAGUGAGAAAGAAGAAGCUCUGGUGAAGGAAUCAUGGGAGAUACUGAAGCAAGACAUCCCUCAGUACAGCCUUCGAUUGUUCAGCAGUAUUAUAGAGGUACAACCAGCUGCCAAGGAUAUGUUCUCCUUUCUAAGGGACUCUGAUGAGAUUCCUCAAAACAAUCCUAAGCUUAAAGCUCAUGCUGCUAAGGUUUUCAAGCUGACAUGUGAAUCAGCAAUUCAACUGAGGAAGAAGGGAGGGGCAGUGAUAGAUGAAACCACCCUCAAACAUUUGGGCUCUGUCCAUCUCAAGAAUGGAGUUCUUGAACCUCAUUUUCAGAUGGUGAAGGAAGCACUUCUAAGAACAAUUAAAGAAGCAGUUGGGGACAAAUGGAGUGAAGAUAUGGGUAGUGCUUGGGGUGAAGCUUAUGAUCAGUUGGCUGCAGCCAUUAAGGCUGAGAUGAAGAAAGAGCCUGCUAUUGCUCACAAGUCUUAGAUAUUCAUUACUUAAUAUAAUAAAAUGGUUUAUUUUGGACAGUUGUAAUAUAAUAAAAUGUUGAUCUAUAUUGUGUGUGAACUUUUUUUUAUAUGAUAUUUAUGUCUAUAUAUUUUGGAAGGGAUGUAAAAAUCUCUCAGACACCUGUUUGCUGUAAGUGACUUGAAUAAAUUUUAGUUUGGAUGAUGA
Hevea brasiliensis (rubber tree) is the source of this 694-nucleotide messenger RNA. Its product is annotated as non-symbiotic hemoglobin 2. Gene Ontology annotation, molecular function: heme binding; oxygen binding. NCBI's taxonomy places the organism in Eukaryota, Viridiplantae, Streptophyta, Magnoliopsida, Malpighiales, Euphorbiaceae. The transcript has 4 exons. The record is from RefSeq and is a predicted model, not a curated record. Bases 23 to 505 code for a protein of 160 amino acids.